Messenger RNA from Cataglyphis hispanica, 954 nucleotides. It is a transcript of the gene fln, whose product is annotated as flightin. The transcript has 3 exons. The record is from RefSeq and is a predicted model, not a curated record. Lineage: Eukaryota; Metazoa; Arthropoda; Insecta; Hymenoptera; Formicidae. The coding region runs from base 400 to 846 and encodes 148 amino acids.
AAACGCAGGCUAAUCGCGGGCUAAUUGUCGACACAAAUGUGCGUAUGAACACGUGGAGAAGAAGGAGCGGCACGCCAAUGAUUGUUGCGGAUCGCGUGCCAAAUUACCCCCCCUCUGACGAAAUAGGGAUACGCAUUUUCGAAGGUACGAAAGGGGGCGCAAAAGAUUUCGAGGUGCUAAAAUAAAAGCGAAACAACGUUAGGCCCACGAGAACGGCGAGCCCGUGGCGCGCAGAAGGGUGACUUUUUUGCAGUACGUGCGAGUCCAUCGAAAAGCAAGUAUAUCGCAAGAACCCAUAUCCCCAGUAUCCCAAGAAAAUCCUCUCGGAAAAUCCUCGACUGUAUCGUGAAGAAAACCCAAAGGGCAUCUCGAUAUUGAAGUGAAUUUGUCGAAAUUAUCAUGUGGGACGACGAACCUGCGCCAUGGGAUUUGGAAGAAACCGCUCCCGAUGCAGCUGUCGAAGGUGCAGCGGAAGGUGCGCCAGCUGAAGGAGCCGCUCCUGAGAAGCCGGUUCUAAAAUUGGAAAAGAUUGAACCACCCCAUUACAAUCAUCAUUGGGUUCGACCAUUGUUCCUUAACUAUGCCUAUCUUUAUGAUUAUAGGAAGAAUUAUUAUGACGACGUGAUCGACUACCUAAAUCAAAGGCAGAAGGGCAUAUUUCGCGAGCCACCUAGGGCCCAGGAAUGGGCAGAAAGAACCCUGAGAACGUACGAUCAGAAAAAUAAAGAUAAGAGCUUCAAACGUUCGGCUGAUAUGAAGUACAUCACAAAUAUGGAACUCACGUCUAGACAUUAUAGUUAUCAUACUCGCGCUUAUUAUAGCCUUAAAUAUCAGAAGAUCUUGUAAGGAAAUUUAUUUCCUACUCUAUUAAAAGCGAAAAAAGUAAUCAAGAAAUCAUUUAAACAUAUUCAUACAUAUAUAUCUAUCAAAGGAAGCAUCUAUUUAUUAAUAUUU